AUGGACCAUGUAGAGAAGGACCAUGCAGAGAAGGACCAUGCAGAGAAGGACCAUGCAGGGAAGGACCAUGUAGAGAAGAACCAUGUAGAGAAGGACCAGGCAGAGAAGGACCAUGUAGAGAAGGACCAUGUAGAGAAGGACCAUGUAGGGAAGGACCAUGUAGAGAAGGACCCUGUAGAGAAGGACCAUGUAGGGAAGGACCAUGUAGGGAAGGACCAUGUAGAGAAGGACCAUGUAGGGAAGGACCAUGCAGAGAAGGACCGUGUAGGGAAGGACCAUGUAGAGAAGGACCGUGUAGGGAAGGACCAUGUAGAGAAGGACCGUGUAGAGAAGGACCGUGUAGAAAAGGACCGUGUAGAAAAGGACCGUGUAGAAAAGGACCAUGUAGAGAAGGACCAUGUAGAGAAGGACCAUGUAGAGAAGGACCAUGUAGGGAAGGACCAUGCAGAGAAGGACCAUGCAGAGAAGGACCAUGUAGGGAAGGACCAUGUAGAGAAGGACCAUGUAGAAAAGGACCAUGUAGAGAAGGACCGUGUAGAAAAGGACCAUGUAGAGAAGGACCGUGUAGAAAAGGACCAUGUAGAGAAGGACCAUGUAGGGAAGGACCAUGUAGAGAAGGACCAUGUAGAGAAGAACCAUAAGGACCAUGCAGAGAAGGACCAUGCAGGGAAGGACCAUGUAGAGAAGAACCAUGUAGAGAAGGACCAUGUAGAGAAGGACCAUGUAGAGAAGGACCAUGUAGGGAAGGACCAUGUAGGGAAGGACCAUGUAGGGAAGGACCAUGUAGAGAAGGACCCUGUAGAGAAGGACCAUGUAGGGAAGGACCAUGUAGAGAAGGACCAUGUAGGGAAGGACCAUGCAGAGAAGGACCGUGUAGGGAAGGACCAUGUAGAGAAGGACCGUGUAGGGAAGGACCAUGUAGAGAAGGACCAUGUAGAAAAGGACCGUGUAGAGAAGGACCAUGUAGAAAAGGACCAUGUAGGGAAGGACCGUGUAGAAAAGGACCAUGUAGAGAAGGACCAUGUAGAGAAGGACCAUGUAGGGAAGGACCAUGCAGAGAAGGACCAUGCAGAGAAGGACCAUGUAGGGAAGGACCAUGUAGAGAAGGACCAUGUAGAAAAGGACCAUGUAGAGAAGGACCGUGCAGAGAAGGACCAUGUAGGGAAGGACCAUGUAGGGAACGACCAUGUAGGGAAGGACCAUGCAGAGAAGGACCAUGUAGAGAAGGACCAUGUAGGGAAGGACCAUGCAGAGAAGGACCAUGUAGGGAAGGACCAUGUAGGGAAGGACCAUGCAGAGAAGGACCAUGUAGAGAAGGACCAUGUAGGGAAGGACCAUGCAGAGAAGGACCAUGUAGGGAAGGACCAUGUAGGGAAGGACCAUGCAGAGAAGGACCAUGCAGAGAAGGACCAUGCAGAGAAGGACCAUGCAGAGAAGGACCAUGUAGGGAAGGACCAUGUAGAGAAGGACCAUGUAGGGAAGGACCAUAUAGAAAAGGACCAUGUAGAGAAGGACCAUGCAGAGAAGGACCAUGUAGAGAAGGACCAUGUAGAGAAGGACCAUGUAGGGAAGGACCAUGUUGGGAAGGACCAUGCAGGGAAGGACCAUGCAGAGAAGGACCAUGUAGAGAAGGACCAUGUAGAGAAGGACCAUGUAGGGAAGGACCAUGUUGGGAAGGACCAUGUAGAGAAGGACCAUGUAGAGAAGGACCAUGCCUGGUACGUUAUUGCAAGGGCAUUGGGCCACACGGGGUCAUUGUGCUGA
Messenger RNA from Molossus molossus (Pallas's mastiff bat), 1764 nucleotides. Its product is annotated as protein starmaker-like. The record is from RefSeq and is a predicted model, not a curated record. The transcript has 2 exons. The coding region runs from base 1 to 1764 and encodes 587 amino acids. Lineage: Eukaryota; Metazoa; Chordata; Mammalia; Chiroptera; Molossidae.